Molecule: messenger RNA, 1620 nt
Organism: Camelina sativa (false flax)
Lineage: Eukaryota; Viridiplantae; Streptophyta; Magnoliopsida; Brassicales; Brassicaceae
Product: F-box protein At3g12350-like
Biological process (GO): SCF-dependent proteasomal ubiquitin-dependent protein catabolic process; gibberellic acid mediated signaling pathway
Cellular component (GO): cytoplasm; SCF ubiquitin ligase complex
Molecular function (GO): protein binding
Source: RefSeq, a predicted model, not a curated record
CCGAACACAUGAAGAGAGAGAUUAAAAGAUGUGUUUUGCCUGUUCCUUGUCUUGUUUAAUCUCCCAAAGUCUCUCUUUCUGAUAAUUUUCCGACAACAGUUUCGUCUUAGAGAAAAAACAAAAAAAAAAUGGCUACAUUUGCACUUCCGUUCUGCGAAAUCCCCGAGGAUCUCCAGCUCCGAAUCCUAUCCUUCCUCACACCAACAGAGAUCUCCAGCUUCGCCUGCACAUCGAAACGCUUCGCCUCGCUUUGUCAAGAAGACGGCAAAAUCUGGCACGCUAUGUGCGAUCGGAGAUGGGGGAAGAAGACUAAGAUCCAGAAAUGGGGUAACGGCCAAGUCUCGUAUAGACUCCUUUACAAGACUCUCAAUGGAUUGGAUAAUCUAAUCGGAUUCUGGCGUCUCUGCGGCAGAGCAAAUCCCGCCGCUUCGUCUCCGCCGCUUGUUUUCUUCGAUUGGGGUCCUUCUUUUGUAUUGGGAUCUAGAGUUUUGUCAUCCGGAGAUGAUACUUAUCAGGUUAAGAAGACUCCGUUUCUCCUGAUAAGGAUCUCUCCGGAGGGACGAUCUGAGAACUUCUUGGAUCUCGGUGGUGGUGGUUGUAAUAAUCUCAGAUCUUGUGAUGAUUUUGAAGCUUCUUUAAGUGACAAACUUGUUCCUGUGGAUGUGAAUUUCAUGGGGAAUGGUCAUAUCAUGGUGGAGGAGAAUCGUAACAAUCUUAGAGAAGAGCAGAAGAGCUCAGGGGACGAGAGUGAUGAUGUGAUCUCUUCUCCUGAUUUCUCGGAGAUGUAUACUCAAUUUGCGAAUAAGACGAGUCCAGGCGGUGAGAGAAGGAGACAGAGGAGGAAAGAGAAGGAGAGGCAAGCGUCUAGGACUAAGUGGGAACCGGAACAUUUUAUCAAAGUUGCUGAUUGCUCACCUACGCCUACUAAACCAUUACAAGGCUUAUGGAAGGGUUUUUGUGAGGGAAGGAACAUGGAGUUGUAUUUGGUCAAAUACGAUGAAGUUGGAGGCAUUAUAUGCAGGAAAGUAGAGGACUUGUCUUUAUCAAGGCACACUCCUCCUGUGUUCUGGACACCCAAUCACGUUGUAAUCAGAUCACCCUUUUCAGCUGAGGAAGAGCUGCUGUUGAAUAGUCGAAUCCAUGUCAGUCCUCUAGCUCAAGUUCACGAGAAUGUUGUAUCUGGAAUGUUGUACAUGAAGUCUAGUUACGAUAUGGUGUUGCAAGGAGAAGCAGGCAAUGGUAGUGGUUUCCUCAGAGGUGAAGGGCGGGUCUGGUUGUAUGAAAAUGGAACUUUCAGUUUUGGGUUUCUUCGAGAUCAAUUCAUCAUUGAUUUGAAACAUGUUGCACUCGAAGAUGGGUGUCUGGCUGACGAGUUGGUAGCUAGUAUGUGAUUUGUUCUGUUCAUUGUUAUUUCUAAAUUCUGAUAGGUGAUAAGAUGAUCACCUUUUUCUUCUGUACAUAAAAGAGUUUGGUGACUCUUUGUACUUUCAAGUUUUAGUCUCAUUUUAGUUGACGUAAACUAGGAUGCUGGAAUAUUGCCUUGUAUUUAUUUGUUUUCUGUGGAUUCUGUAACUUUUCCAGUGGUUCUAAGAAUAAGAGAUUUGUGGAUUUAUUUGUAAA